UAGAUGUAGAGAGGUUGCUGUAUGGUUCAACGGUUGUGUGGCAGUAGAAUACAAGUCAGUAGCAAUGGUCUGCGCUGCAAGGUUGUUGAUCUUGUGUAUCGCCACAUCUCUCCUUGCAGAUGCAGGAGCAGAUGAUCAGGUCAACUACGUUGUCGUGGAGACUAGCUCGCUUAAGCCAAGCGCCGUUUGCAAAGGGCACAGGGUCCAUCCAUCCGUCAACAACUACAGCAGCAGCUGGACACCGCUGAGUAAUCCUCAUGGUCCUUGCUCGCCGUCGUGGGAGGAGGGGGCGGCCAUGGACUACAGUGCGUCGUCCAUGGUCGACGACAUGCUGCGAUGGGAUCAGCACCGCGCCGGCUACAUCCAAAGGAAGCUCUCCGGUAAUGUUUCUCAUGAAGAUACAGAAAUUUCAGACAGCACAACGACGCUCGAGAGCGUAAAUGGCGGCGGCGCCGGAGAUUUUAGCAUGGGCGACGAUGGAACCGGCGGCAUGGCAAAGGCACAGCAGCAGGACACCCAUCAUCAGGUGGUGGAAGAGCUGAGUAGUGCUGCUGAUCCGGCGGCGACCGGCGGCAGCCGACGCAGCCGCCUGCGGCCCGGUGUGAGGCAGCUGAUGCUUCUGGACACGGCGAGCGACGUGGCGUGGGUGCAGUGCUUCCCCUGCCCCGCCUCGCAGUGUUACGCGCAGACGGACGUCCUGUACGACCCCUCCAAGUCGCGAUCGUCGGAGUCCUUCGCGUGCAGCUCCCCGACCUGCAGGCAGCUGGGGCCGUAUGCCAACGGCUGCAGCAGCAGCAGCAACUCUGCAGGCCAGUGCCAGUACCGCGUGCGGUACCCUGACGGCUCCACGACGUCGGGCACGCUCGUCGCCGACCAGCUGAGCCUGAGCCCUACGUCUCAGGUCCCAAAGUUCGAGUUCGGGUGCAGCCACGCCGCGCGGGGCAGCUUCAGCCGCAGCAAGACCGCCGGGAUAAUGGCUCUCGGCCGCGGCGUGCAGUCGCUCGUGUCCCAGACCAGUACCAAGUACGGCCAGGUCUUCUCCUACUGCUUCCCGCCGACGGCGAGCCACAAGGGCUUCUUCGUCCUCGGCGUGCCCAGAAGGUCCUCCUCCAGGUACGCGGUGACGCCCAUGCUCAAGACCCCGAUGCUGUACCAGGUGCGCCUCGAGGCCAUCGCCGUCGCGGGGCAGCGCCUCGACGUGCCGCCCACGGUGUUCGCCGCCGGCGCGGCCCUCGACUCCCGCACCGUCAUCACGCGCCUCCCGCCCACGGCCUACCAGGCGCUGCGCUCCGCCUUCAGGGACAAGAUGAGCAUGUACCGCCCGGCCGCCGCCAACGGCCAGCUCGACACCUGCUACGACUUCACCGGCGUCAGCAGCAUCAUGCUUCCAACCAUCAGCCUCGUCUUCGACCGUACCGGCGCCGGCGUCCAGCUCGACCCAUCGGGUGUCCUGUUCGGCAGCUGCCUCGCCUUCGCCUCCACUGCCGGCGACGACCGCGCCACUGGGAUCAUCGGCUUCCUUCAGCUGCAGACCAUCGAGGUGCUGUAUAAUGUCGCCGGCGGCUCCGUUGGGUUCCGCCGUGGUGCAUGCUGAGCGCUCAAUAACCUACCAUACCAACCUCCUAGCUGCCUACCUAUAGCCAGCUACUACAUGCCUAUCGCUAUUAAAUUUUGCAUGCAUGACCUAAAUAAUUAAUUACUAUUUGUUGUGUGAAUGUGCAUGUGUGCUACGUACUACUCUAUAUAUAUAUACGCUGCAUGCGGUUUUUUUUUCUUUUUUGCCGAAUAUAAUGGUUUGAAAUGAAGCUUUAUAUGGAUUGUGUUAUACAAUUUGUAUACGCUUCGGUACGUACGGUGUGUAUUCUUCUUCAAAUGAAUAAAAAGGAUGGAUCUGCUUGUCUGAAUGCU
Molecule: messenger RNA, 1908 nt
Organism: Sorghum bicolor (sorghum)
Lineage: Eukaryota; Viridiplantae; Streptophyta; Magnoliopsida; Poales; Poaceae
Product: aspartyl protease family protein At5g10770
Exons: 3
Coding region: 65-1594 (509 amino acids)
Biological process (GO): proteolysis
Molecular function (GO): aspartic-type endopeptidase activity
Source: RefSeq, a predicted model, not a curated record